Molecule: messenger RNA, 821 nt
Organism: Cuculus canorus (common cuckoo)
Lineage: Eukaryota; Metazoa; Chordata; Aves; Cuculiformes; Cuculidae
Gene: CDIPT
Product: CDP-diacylglycerol--inositol 3-phosphatidyltransferase
Exons: 6
Coding region: 105-764 (219 amino acids)
Biological process (GO): phosphatidylinositol biosynthetic process
Cellular component (GO): membrane; Golgi apparatus
Molecular function (GO): CDP-diacylglycerol-inositol 3-phosphatidyltransferase activity
Source: RefSeq, a predicted model, not a curated record
CAGACGGAAACGAGGCUCUGGCGCCGCUGAUUGGCCGCGCGGGUCUGUUUCCGUGUCACGUGACCGGCGCGGGCGUUAAAGGCGCCGCCGCGGGUCUGGGGGUGAUGGCGAAGGGGGAGAAGGAGGUGAACGUGUUCCUGUUCGUGCCCAACCUGAUCGGCUAUGCCCGGGUGGUGCUGGCGGCCGCCGCCUUUUACCUGAUGCCGCACUCGCCGGGGCCGGCGGCCGCCUGCUAUGUCCUGAGCGCCGCGCUUGAUGCUGUCGAUGGCCACGCCGCCCGCGUCCUGGGGCAGGGGUCCCGGCUGGGUGCCAUGCUGGACAUGCUGACGGACCGGCUGUGCUCGCUGUGCCUGCAGCUCAACCUGUCGCUGCUCUACCCUCGCGCCGCACCCCUGUUCCAGCUCAGCAUCGCUGCCGACAUCGCCAGCCACUGGCUGCACAUGCACUGCGCCACCCUGCAGGGCGGGGGCAGCCACAAGAGCGUGGGGGGAGAGGGGCCAUCCGUCCUCCGCCUGUACUACAGCUCCAGGCCAUUGCUGUUUCUGCUCUGUGCUGGGAACGAGGCCUUUCUGUGCUGCCUCUUCCUCGUCUACCACUGGGAGGGACCAACUGUGGUGCCAGGGGGACCGGGGCUGUUCCGGGCCGGGCUGCUCCUCGCCGCCCCCAUCGCCGCCAUCAAGCUGGGGGUGACGCUGGUGCAGCUCGGGGGGGCCGCGCAGCGCCUGGCGGCCAUCGACCGCGCCGAGUACCGCGCACGCCAAUAAACCAGAGAGCCCGCACUGGAGGCACUGGGGACACUGGGGGGGGAAGAAUAAGGGACU